CAAUUGCACAGUUUCAGUGAGCACCCAAACGCAGCUCUUUGUCCCCUUCAGCUGAAUCGGCUCUACAACGCGCCUCAGUUUGGUUCGUCCACAUUCAAUCCAAACCCCUAUCCUUCAAUUCUCCAGAGAAAGAAAGGAGAGUAUUGACGAUCGGGCAUGGGAGGAGGUGAACAUGCACACGGAGAUGGGGCCCACGGAGACUUCAGGGCCAAGGUGUGGAGCAUGAGUGGGGGUCCGUACUGCAGGCCCAAGCACUGGAAGCGCAACACCGCCAUCGCCAUGGCCGGCAUCUUCCUUGUCUGCAUUCCUAUCGCCAUGAAAUCUGCCGAGCUCGAGCAACGGCCACAUAAUCCUGUGCGCCCUAUCCCAUCACAACUCUGGUGCAAGAACUUUGGAAACAAAGACUACUGAGUUUAUUUAGGACCGUCGGGUGAAAGCAGUACCAGCAGAGGUUGGGUAUCUAAAUCUUGCAGAACGCAAAUUAUUCCUUGUAUUGGAUGUUUGCAGAGAAUAUGAGCAGCCUUUUAACACAUGUUGUGUUCAUGUUUUCGUAAUCUUGAAUUUGUUAGUGAUUAUGUGAGUUAUUAUUCACUAUGCUAUACUGUCAAUCUCCAAAAUAAAUUGUCUACCUCUGUGUCUAGCUUUUGUUAAUAAAGUAUUUGAAUUGGCCUUGGUUGA
This is a messenger RNA of Prunus mume (Japanese apricot), 678 nucleotides long. RefSeq lists its product as uncharacterized. The record is from RefSeq and is a predicted model, not a curated record. NCBI's taxonomy places the organism in Eukaryota, Viridiplantae, Streptophyta, Magnoliopsida, Rosales, Rosaceae.